GCUUUGGCAGCCGCGCCGGGGCCCUGGCGGAACGCCCUGCCCUGCCUCGCCUCUCCAUAAGUGGGACGCCGUGCGCCUGCUCGCCGCUGGACUCGUCUCUUGCAGGGCCGUGACUCGCUGCCCGCCCACCCUGCCAUGGCGAAGGAAGCGCCCGCACAGCCGCGCCCCCGGGCAGUCAAAGUUGGAGGCAAGAGAGUUUCGAAAAAGCAAGAAAAUGGAGCUGUUGAGAAAAAUCCCAAGAACCCUGGAAAAGAGAAGACAAGCACAAGUGUUACUCUUACAAGAAUGCAAAAUGUGCGUGUCUUACUAGCUGAUGCAUUGGAGAAAAUCAGCCAUAAAUUUCCUGCAGCAGCUGCAGCACAAGUGGCUCAUCAAAAACCACGACCAACCCUGGAGAAGAUUAUAUGGCCCAGAAGAAUAUGCAUUAUCCAACAACCUCGGAAAUGUUAAGAUGUAAAGCAAAAUAGCCAUCUCUACUUGAAAAUGCGCUUCUCUAACCGCAGUCGGCUCUUUAAUGUUUGCAAAAGGACCAAAACAGAGGGAAAUAUUGGCUGGCUGAACUGUAUUGUAUUCUAUUUCUGGCAAUAAAACACUUCAUAAGUAUACUAA
Molecule: messenger RNA, 609 nt
Organism: Pelodiscus sinensis (Chinese soft-shelled turtle)
Lineage: Eukaryota; Metazoa; Chordata; Testudines; Trionychidae
Gene: DAPL1
Product: death associated protein like 1
Biological process (GO): negative regulation of autophagy; cellular response to amino acid starvation; apoptotic signaling pathway
Molecular function (GO): death domain binding
Source: RefSeq, a predicted model, not a curated record